This is a messenger RNA of Papaver somniferum (opium poppy), 2961 nucleotides long. RefSeq lists its product as uncharacterized. The record is from RefSeq and is a predicted model, not a curated record. NCBI's taxonomy places the organism in Eukaryota, Viridiplantae, Streptophyta, Magnoliopsida, Ranunculales, Papaveraceae. The coding region runs from base 1 to 2961 and encodes 986 amino acids. The transcript is spliced from 5 exons.
AUGAAGCAGAAUGUUGAUAAUCUAUUAUUUAGUGAAGAUGAAUUCAACGAGGUUGUAAUACCUCCAAUAAUUUCUUCUGAGGAGAAGUUGGAUAGUGAAAUGGAUAAACAAUUUACACUUGACAUCCAGAAGGAUUUUCCUUUGUUAUCAGCUGAAAAAAUAGUUAAUGUUGUUGUUGUGACUUUUCAGAAUAUACAAAAGCAAGUGAAUUUAGAUGCUAGUGCAGUGGGGAAUGAAGUAGUUAAAGAGAUAAUUACAGGUGGACAACAAAGUACUAGUAAUAGUGGUAAAAUGCAAAUAUUUGCUAAUAAAUUUCAAGUACUGAGGAAUAUGGUUGAGGAACAAAAUGAUAGUGGACCAAGUACUUCUGUGGCUGGUAAUGGAAAGGAUAAAAGCAUUGGAAGAAUUACUAAAAACAAGAAUACAAAGCUUAUUCCUAAUGUAACAACAAGAAAACAGGAAGCUUCAACUCAUCCUAAAGUGAAAGUAAAAGGCAACUCUAUUACUGACUUAAAACUACCUGGUAUGUGUAGAACAAUAAUUCAUAAUUCUGCUCAUGGUAAAAAGGCUAAUAUAUGGUUAUUCUGGCAUGUUUCUUUGGCUGCUCCAACUGUAAUAUCCAUCACUAAACAAGCAAUAACAGUGGCAAUUGGAAAUGUUAUGGUAACUGGUGUGCAUGCAUAUUGUUUAACAAUUAAUAGAAGGGAACUUUGGGAGGAAUUGGCUGAAUUAAGCAGUAAGAAUUGUCCUUGGUUAGUGAUUGGUGAUUUUAAUGUGGUUCUUAUUAAUGCUGAAAAGAAGGGAGGUAGAAGACCUCUAAGAGUUUCUAUUCAAGACUUUAGAGAAUGCUUGGAUGUUUGUAAGUUGAUGCAAGCUUCCAGAUCAGGGAUUUUUUUCUCUUGGUGUAAUAACAAGGCUGGAAAAAAAAGGAUCAUAUGUGAUUUAGAUAAAUAUUUUGUUAAUGUUAAGUGGUUGGAGUUGCAUGAUGGAUGGAGCUAUAAAGUUGGCAAUAGAGGAGUUUCAGACCAUGAAGCUUUAUUGGGGUCUGUGGUGGGAAUUUUAAAACCUCAAAAUGUUCCAUUUAGAUUCAAACAAAGUGUGAAGAUAUGGAAUUGGGAGAUUUUUGGUGAUUUGAAGAAAAAAGUUCAGUCUGCUGAGAAAGAUGUUUUGAAUGCCUCUCUUUUAUCUGAUGCUGACCCUGAGAACAUUACACUCUUAAAUGAAUUGGUUACUGCAAGAGGAAGACAAGAGAUGGCUGAACAACAAUACAAUGAAUUGAUGCAAGCAAAAUCUAGAGUCAAAUGGGUUAAAGGUGGUGGAUCUAAUACAGCAUUCUUUCAUGUUAAUAUGAAAAUAAGACAAGCUCAAAACACUAUAGUUGAGAUGGAGGAUAAGAAUGGUACUGUGGUUACUGAUCAAAGGAUUUUAGCUAACAUGCUUGUUGAACAUUUUCAGAACAAGUUUAAGACACAAGCAGUGGAUCUUACAGGUAGCAUCUUUAAUGUGAUUCCAAAAAUUCUUACUGAAGAAGAUAAUACAAUACUAGAUGAUGUUCCUACAAACAUAGAGACUAAGAAUGUUGUCUUUGGAAUGGAUGCAAAUUCUUCACCUGGUCCAGAUGGAUUUCCUGGAAGUUUCUUUAAGUUUGCUUGGGAAAUAGUUGGAGAAGAUAUGAUAAAAGUAAUUCAAUAUUGUUGGAGAUGUAGAUUUAUCCCUAAAGGUCUCAAUUCAAAUUUCUUGUUCUUAUUACCUAAAGUGAAAGGAGCAAAAAGAGUGGACCAAUUUAGACCAAUUGGAUUGGCUAACUUCAGUUUCAAAGUAAUAACCAGAAUCAUAACUACUAGACUGAGCAGGGUGGUGAAUCAAUUAGUAUCCAGUCAGCAAGGGGCCUUCAUUAAGGGAAAAACUAUUCAUGAGAAAAUAGUUAUGGCAUCUGAGUUAAUUAAUAAGAUGAAUAUUAAAAAGAGAGAUGAAUUGGGAAUCAAUUGGUUAAAAGUUUUAUUCACUUCAGCUAGGAUAUCAGUGUUGAUAAAUGGAGGUCCGUGUGGGUUUUUUGAAGUGAGUAGAGGACUGAGACAAGGAGAUCCACUCUCUCCCACUCUCUUUGUGCUUGCUGAGGAAGUGUUGAGUAGAAACUUAAUUCAAAUGGUGAAAGAGGGUAAAAUUCAGGCAAUGGUACAAAGACAUGGAGUGAAGCCAUCUCAUUUAUUAUUUGCAGAUGAUAUUUUUGUGUUCUGCAAUGGACAUAAGAAAUCCUUAGACAAACUAAUGGAACUAUUGAUGAGCUAUCAGAGUGCUUCUGGUCAGGUGAUAAACAAACAAAAAAGUAAAUUCUUUGUUGGAGGUACAACUGAUUCUAAAAGAAAGAAGAUUACAGAUCAAAUGCAAAUGGAAUUAUCAGAAUUUCCAGAUAAAUACCUUGAUGUAAUCCUCGGUCCUGGAAGAGUAAAAGUGCAUCAAGUUUGGGGGGUUGUGGAGAUGAUUUAUCCAGUCUACACAAUGUUUGUGUAUAAAUGGCCAAAGGUAAUUAUACAUGAAUGUGAAAGAAUUAUCAGGAAUUUUUUGUGGACUGGAGAUCCCUCUGAAAAGAAACUUGUAACUGUAAAAUGGGAGGAGAUAAAUGCUCAAAUUGCUGAAGGAGGAUUGGGUCUUAGAAGGUUGGAAGUAAUAAACAAGGCAUUGUUGAUGACACUACUAUGGAGAAUUUUGACUGAAGAUGAGGAAUGGACAAGAUUCAUGAAGGAUAAAUUUAUGAACAAAAAUGGUGAAUGGAUCCAAUCAUAUAAACAAUCUUCUAUAUGGCCUGGAUUGAUAUUGGUAAUUCAUGAUGUUAAUGAAGGUUCCAGAUGGUUGGUUAGGAAUGGAAAACAUAUAUCAGUAUGGAUGGACAAAUGGGUGUAUGAAUACACUUUAGCUGAAAAAUAUCCAGAUAACACCUUCAUCCAACAACAUAAGGACUAG